AUGCAGAAUAUUGCGUCCAUAGCCUCCCUGGACGGCAAAUUCUCAAAUUCGAGUGGUCGCAAAACAGUCAUCCAAGCGCUCCGUUAUGAUUUCGACCCACUGGAGAUCUCAAAGCUAACUGGCCACGCCAAUCCGGAAUCCAUAUCCAGCUACAGCCAUAAUCUUCUGGAAAAACAGCGGCAACGACAACUACCAAUGGCGAUUCAAGUCAUGUUUUACGGGAGAUUAUUCUCAACAGCUCAGCCCGCCAAGCUAUGCAGCAGAUACGAGUAACCGUGACAGCCGUGCCAGUCGUUCUAGUUACCUGAUGAAAGGGGCAGUAAGCGGGAUAUUUACUAGUUCGAUAUCGUAG
Molecule: messenger RNA, 352 nt
Organism: Pocillopora meandrina
Lineage: Eukaryota; Metazoa; Cnidaria; Anthozoa; Scleractinia; Pocilloporidae
Source: the annotation of a GenBank genome assembly